GGGGUGCCACUUGGCGGCCAUGGCUGCCGUAGUAUCGGCGGCUCCGGGUCAAAGCCCAGCGGAGUGGAGUAAUAUGGGCAGCACCAGCUAUAGGGCAGAGACAGCUUUGUAUCGGAUUCUCUGCUGAACCCCUAAGACCCUUCGUUAGAGACUUACAGGACUCCUUUCCUCAUUCGAGACUCAAAGGAGAGUUUGCCGGGACUGGUGGGCUGGUCCCAGCCUGGGGGGGAUCACCGGCAGGGUGCCCUAAAGAGCUAGGGGUGCCGGGAGAACGAACAAGUUCGCUUGGGUUUUCCUCCUUUUCCUGCUGCUACCUGCAUCGUUGUCUGUGGAAAGAGUGGGUCCGUUGUGCCACCCUCAUUCCGACCAUAGAAGAUAAUCGUUCGCGUGUUUUCCCCAUUGACUUUUCCCCAUCUCUUUUAACCCACCGGAACCUAGUGACCGGCAUCUGAAAACCCAGGGGCUGGGGACCUAAGGUUGCUGAAAGUUCUCUCUGGUGCUAAUAUCAGCAAAAAGGGGCUGUUCCCAGGUACGUUGAAGAGAAAGGUACCCCGUGAACAUAUCUGCUGUUGGAGAGGACGAAAGAACCGGAAAGCCCCUCCUGUUCUCUUGGAAUCUACACACGCGUUUAAGAACCUUUUGAAACCACUGAAAAUUUGUCCGGUGGUGGUGGGUGAAUAAAGGAGGGCAGAAUGGAUGAUUUCAUCUCCAUUAGUCUGCUGUCUCUGGCUAUGUUGGUGGGAUGUUACGUGGCUGGAAUCAUUCCCUUGGCUGUUAAUUUCUCGGAGGAGCGACUAAAGCUGGUGACUGUUUUGGGUGCCGGCCUUCUCUGUGGAACUGCAUUGGCAGUCAUCGUGCCUGAAGGAGUACAUGCACUUUAUGAAGAUAUUCUUGAGGGAAAACCCCACCAAGCAAGUGAAACACAGAAUGUGAUUGCAUCAGACAAAGCAGCAGUAAUACCAGUUGCCCACGAACAUGAACACAGCCAUGACCACACACAGCUGCAUGCCUACAUUGGUGUUUCCCUCGUUCUGGGCUUUGUUUUCAUGUUGCUGGUGGACCAGAUUGGCAGCUCCCAUGUGCAUUCUACUGAUGAUCCAGAAGCAGCAAGGCCCAGCAAUUCCAAAAUCACCACCACGCUGGGUCUGGUCGUCCAUGCUGCAGCUGAUGGUGUUGCUUUGGGAGCAGCAGCUUCUACUUCACAAACUAGUGUCCAGUUAAUUGUGUUUGUGGCAAUAAUGCUACAUAAGGCACCAGCUGCUUUUGGGCUGGUUUCGUUCUUAAUGCAUGCUGGCCUAGAGCGGAAUCGAAUCAGAAAGCACUUACUGGUCUUUGCACUGGCAGCACCAGUUAUGUCCAUGGUGACAUUCUUAGGACUAAGUAAAAGCAGUAAAGAAGCCCUUUCAGAGGUCAAUGCCACUGGAGUGGCCAUGCUUUUCUCUGCCGGGACAUUUCUUUAUGUUGCCACAGUACAUGUCCUCCCUGAGGUGGGCGGAAUUGGGCACAAUCACAAACCCGACCCCACAGGAGGGAAAGGCCUCAGCCGCCUGGAGGUGGCAGCCCUGGUUCUGGGUUGCGUCAUCCCACUCAUCCUGUCAAUAGGACACCAGCAUUAAAUGUUCAGGUUCCAGCCUCAGUCCAUGGCCGCUUGCCAUCCAGUGAGAACAACCAGCACGACAGCUGCUCAGUUUCUCAGUCUCUUGUCUCACCUUGCCCAUCUCCACCUGUAUUCCUAGAGUCCGGAAGGAGGUGAGAUUAAAACCUGGAUAAUGGAAAGCUUUUAGAGUAGAAACAACGUAUCACGACCGGAUAGAGACAUUCCAUUGUGUUGUCUUUUAAAGGGCCCUGGCAUUUGAAGUUUUGAUGUUUCUCUUAACCCUAUUCUCAGGGAAGAUGGAAUUCAGUUUUAAGGAAAAGUGGAGAACUUCAUGCUCACAAUGAAAUAGUAAUUAUGACAGUACAAUGUUCUGUAAUUAAGUGAAAUCUCUUAGUUUAGAGGCUCUCCCACUUUAUCCAUUGAUUUUUAACAUGGUUCUCACCGUGUAAAACUGGUGCUUUAGCAUCUAUGCCACAUGCCUUGAUAGAAGAUCAUAACGCCUGCUGUCUUAGAUGCUAAAGAUAACUGUAAUUAAUUUGGGGCUAGAGUCGGGAAAAUGAUGGCAAGACACAUUGAAAGUUGACUAUAUACUCGAGAGAGAUCCCCUGCAAAGGGGAUGUCUGGAGGACUUUAACACCUCCUUCUGCGUAUGCCUCUUUGAAGAGAGCCUGCCAUUCCACCAAAUGGAGCAGCAGCAGUGGACUGGCUUCUAAAGAGGUGACUAGUAUUUAGUAGCAUUUCUUUCAAGUUCUCCUUUGCAGAACACCUGCCUCCGACACAUUCUUAUGAGGAGCCAAGUUCUAGUAGGUUCAGGCCUAGGCUUUCCUUCAAGAACAGUCAGAUCCCAAAGUAUCUUUGGAAAUUAAGUGGUGUUAAAUUUUAAGCGAAUAUGGAUAGCUAUUGAUACCUUUGUAAUAACCUUUUUAAAAGUAAGAUUACCAAAACCGAUGUCCUUUGAUUUCUUUUUAAGUAUUUAUCUUAGCAGACCAGCAGUCCCUCUGGCAAAGUAUUUGGUGUCUCUUGGGGGGUGCUCGGUCAGUGUCACCUAAGCACCUGUAGCAGUGAAGAAAGUCAAGAUGUAUCACCAGUGGGAAAUGUUUUCCUGUUCAUUUAAAGCUUAUUGAAAUCAUGUAUUUUGUCUCUUCAUCUUUUCCAUGCUUUUCUCCUAACUUUUCCCUCCAGUCCCUCCUUCCUACAAUUUGCUGCUUACUGCUGGUGGCAAUGUUAGUAUUUGUGUGAGUUGAGUUCUCAUCAGAACAACCACUUCUCGAGCUGUGAUAAUGAAGAUAAUAUUGUCUCCAUUCCUGUUCCCUUCAAUGAAGUUCUUUUGUGUCAAAUGCAGCUUCAUCAAGCCCCUUAAAAUAGCACUUUCUCAGAGAUGACAUGACACAAUCACUAAUAUUCUGGUAACUUAAACAAUUGAGAUAGUAAAAGUGUUUAACAAACUAGGAUGAUUUUUUUCUUUUUUGCCAAUAUCCCUGUAAACCUUAUGUUAACAAACAAGUGUAUAAUAUUGUAGUAUUUAUUUUGAUUUUCUGUACCAUUUCAAAACAUUACAAAAAGAAGGAACCAGACUGUUUUCUUCAGGGCAGUGGAUUUAGGAGUUUGUAAAAUGUUUUAUAUGAUGCAUAUGCCAGCAUGCCUAUGAUUUCUUUAUUUCCUCCCUAGAUUUGUCACUGAGUCAGCAGCUGUGGAAAUAGAACUCGUGAGCCCUCUGCUGGCUGUAGACCAAAGUAGCAGGAAUAGGACUAGGUUCUGUGUAGCGGCUGGCAGCCAUUGCAUACAAUA
Molecule: messenger RNA, 3385 nt
Organism: Miniopterus natalensis
Lineage: Eukaryota; Metazoa; Chordata; Mammalia; Chiroptera; Miniopteridae
Gene: SLC39A9
Product: solute carrier family 39 member 9
Biological process (GO): transmembrane transport; zinc ion transport
Cellular component (GO): membrane
Molecular function (GO): metal ion transmembrane transporter activity
Source: RefSeq, a predicted model, not a curated record